Messenger RNA from Sphenostylis stenocarpa, 3765 nucleotides. The record is from the annotation of a GenBank genome assembly. Lineage: Eukaryota; Viridiplantae; Streptophyta; Magnoliopsida; Fabales; Fabaceae.
AUGCUUUGCGAAAGGGAAACUAAAUCAUCAACCACAUUGCAAUGCCAACAAAACCAAGAACGACGUCGUCAGCAACCUGAAAGCGAUUGUCCUCAGGCGCCAAAACCAGACAUGAAAAGAGGGAGAGUAAGAAAGUUGGACACUCUUCUCACAUUCACCCGACAACGAUCCAUUCAGAUUCUCAUCGUUCUUGCGCUCUUCUACGCCUUCUUCGUCACCCUCGAAAUCCCCUUCCUUUUCAGAAACGCUCAACAACUACCCUCUCGCCUCCCGCGGCUAGUUCGCCGCCCAAACGGCGUUGUCUCUGGUUUGAUCCUGAAUGACGCCGCAUUCGAUUCCAGUCUCUACCAAUCCGCCUGCAGCGUCGGCAAGGCUGUUUGGGCCCAACUUAAAUCAGGCAACCCGCCGGCUCCCGUUUCCAAGCCCGAUAACCGAUCCGAGCUGUGCCCCGGAUCUAUAUCAAUAUCCGGGCCAGAGUUUUUGAUCCGCGGGAGUUUGAUGGUGAUUCCCUGUGGACUCACGUUGGGGUCCCAUGUAACGGUGGUUGGGGAGCCGUCAAGGGCUCAGGGGAGAAGGUGUCAGUUUGUGAUGGAGUUGCAGGGGCUGAAGACGGUGGAGGGUGAAGAACCACCAAAGGUGUUGCAUUUCAAUCCUAGAUUGAGAGGGGAUUGGAGUGGGAAGCCUGUGAUUGAACUCAACACGUGUUACCGCAUGCAUUGGGGUACUGCAAUGCGUUGUGAUGGUUGGAAAUCCAGAGCUGAUGAAGAUACUGUUGAUGGGUUGGUGAAGUGCGAGAAGUGGAUUGGGGGCGAUGAUCAUGACAGGCAAGCAGUGGAGACCAAGGCAGAGUGGUGGUUGAAGAGACUGAUAGGUCGGACAAAACGAGUAACAUUUGAUUGGCCAUUUCCAUUUUCUGAGAACAAGCUAUUUGUUCUUACUCUCAGUGCUGGGUUGGAGGGUUACCAUGUUAAUGUUGAUGGGAGGCAUGUCACCUCUUUUCCUUAUCGCACUGGCUUUACUCUUGAGGAUGCUACUGGUCUUACUUUGAGCGGGGACAUUGAUGUCCAUUCUGUAUUUGCUGCUUCUUUGCCUUCGGUGCAUCCCAACGUUUCCCCGCGGCAGCAUCUUGAAUAUUCGACUAGAUGGCGUGCCCCAAAUCUUCCUUACUCUGGUGUGGAAUUGUUCGUAGGGAUCCUUUCCGCCGGAAACCAUUUUGCUGAGCGGAUGUCUGUGAGGAAGUCAUGGAUGCAGCAUAGCUUUAUCAAAUCUUCGAAAGUAGUGGCUCGCUUCUUUGUAGCACUGCACCCGAGGAAGGAACUUAACGUGGAGUUGAUGAAAGAAGCAGAAUAUUUUGGUGAUAUUGUUAUAGUUCCUUACAUGGAUAACUAUGACCUUGUUGUGUUGAAAACAGUGGCCAUAUGUGAAUAUGGGGUUCGCACAGUUUCUGCGGAGUAUAUCAUGAAGGGAGACGAUGACACUUUUGUAAAAGUUGAUGAUAUUAUGACUCAAGCAAGGAAUGUUCCAUAUUCUAUGAGCUAUUAUAUUGGGAACAUUAAUUACCACCACAAACCCUUGCGCCGUGGUAAAUGGGCCGUGACAUAUGAGGAGUGGCCAGAAGAGGAAUACCCACCUUAUGCUAAUGGACCGGGUUAUAUUUUGUCUUCUGAUAUUGCAACCUACAUUUUAUCUGAAUUUGAGGCCCACAAAUUAAGGUUGUUUAAAAUGGAAGAUGUGAGUAUGGGAAUGUGGGUAGAACAAUUUAACAGAACGAAACCAGUAUACUAUUUGCAUAGCUUCAAGUUCUGCCAGUAUGGUUGUGUAGAAGGCUAUUACACAGCCCAUUACCAAUCGCCUAGGCAGAUGAUGUGCCUAGAGGAGGAACCAUCUUUGAAUUCAGAGAGGAGGAACGAAGAAAACAAGUUUUGCAGUCAUAGCUUAGACUCAACAUUGUUACUCGAUUUUCUCUUCUACCCUUUCUUUUUGUUUCAGCAGAAUGGAUUGGAAGAUCUUGGUGAGGUGGAAGCUGUGGCUUUUUCUUCCCUCAAGUACGACUUCACCACGCUACUGAUAGUGACUGCAGUUUUGUCUACUUCACGUCUUCGACCCUUACCAGCUAAGGAAAACUGCACAACCAAGUUUCCUUUCAAUCAAAGUCAUCAUAACCCAAAAAGAUCUGUCCCCAUUCUCCACUGGCAACUUGAUCAAAAUCAACUCCAAGAGAAGAGCACCAUGAAGAUGACCGAGAUGUGGACAACAAUGGGGUCAACCUUAGCUAGCUUCAUGUUCUUGUGGACGAUCAUGAGGCAGUACUGUCCCUACGGGGUUCAACGUUUCUUUGAGAAGUACACACAUAGGAUCAUGAGCUACUUCUCCCCUUACAUUAGAAUCUCCUUCCAUGAGUACAUGGGAGACAGGCUAAAGCGCAGUGAGGCCUAUGCAGCUGUGGAGGCAUACCUCAGUGCCAACACAUCAAAGAGUGCUAAAAGGCUCAAAGCUGAAAUGGGUAAGGAUAGCAGCAACUUGGUGUUGACUAUGGAUGAGUAUGAAAGAGUGACGGAUGACUAUGAGGGUGUCAAAAUCUGGUGGGUCUCUAGCAAAGUUAUAUCAACAACAAGGUCCCCAAUGUCUUAUUAUCCAGAACAGGAGAAAAGGUUCUACAAGCUCACUUUUCACAACAAGUAUAGAGACUUAAUAACUGAGUCAUAUUUGGAGCAUGUGAUGAGGGAGGGGAAGGAGAUUCGUUUGAGGAACAGGCAGAGGAAGUUGUACACUAAUAGCCCUGGCUACAAGUGGCCAAGUUACAAGCAAACCAUGUGGAGCCACAUUGUGUUUGAGCACCCUGCUACUUUUGAAACAAUGGCCUUGGAGCCAGAGAAGAAAAAGGAGAUCAUUGAGGAUUUGGUCACUUUCAGCAAGAGCAAGGAUUUCUAUGCAAGGAUUGGGAAGGCAUGGAAGAGGGGGUACCUUCUUUAUGGCCCUCCUGGGACAGGAAAAUCCACUAUGAUUGCUGCAAUGGCCAAUUUGUUAGCCUAUGAUGUUUAUGACUUGGAGCUCACCGCAGUGAAGGACAACACAGAGCUGAGGAAGCUUCUGAUUGAAACAACCAGUAAGUCUAUAAUUGUUAUUGAGGACAUUGAUUGCUCUCUUGAUCUUACAGGGCAGAGGAAAAAGAAGGCAGAUAAGUUGUCGGACGACGAGACGGAUAAGGAUGUUGUUGGAAGGAAAGAGGCCAAGGAAGAAGGAGGGAGUGGCAGCAAAGUGACACUCUCAGGGCUGUUGAAUUUCAUUGAUGGGAUUUGGUCUGCUUGUGGAGGGGAGAGGUUGAUUGUGUUCACAACCAAUCAUGUGGAGAAACUUGAUCCUGCACUCAUUAGAAGGGGGAGAAUGGACAAGCACAUUCAGCUCUCCUAUUGCACGUUUGAUGGCUUUAAAGUGCUUGCAAAUAAUUACUUGAAGCUUGAAACUCAUCCUUUGUUUGAGACUAUCAAGAGGCUAAUAGGAGAAGUCAACAUCACUCCAGCUGAUGUUGCUGAAAACCUCAUGCCUAAGUCCCCACUGGAUGAUCCUCACAAGUGUCUCUCAGACUUGAUUGAAGCACUUGAGGAAGCUGCAAAAGCUGAGGAACUGAAGCAGAGUUGUCCCAUUGAACAUGAGGAACUUCCUCAACAAAAUGGAUCCAUCAAGGAAAAUGGUGAGCUUUCAGGUGACAAAACAAUUGACCAAACAAUGAAUCAAUGCCAGCUAUGGCUGGCUAAUGAUACAUAG